AUGGAGCAAUCGCAGAUUGAAAGAACGAAGAGGCACUAUGACCUGCAUGCCAACGAAGUGAUUCCAAGGAAGCAUGCUCUGAUAAAGAGGAGCCAGAGUCAGACUAUCCAGUUGAAGAGGUUCCACAAUGAAGUGAAGAGAUCCUUGAUAGAAUCGUUUGCGACUCGGGCUGAUCACGUGUUGGACUUGGGAUGCGGUCGUGGCGGUGAUCUAAACAAGUGGUUUGAUGCCAAGAUUGCAAAUGUAGUUGGAGUGGAUCUUUCUCAGAAGGAGAUACAAGAAGCCAUCAAGCGCCUCCAUGAACUACGUUCCAAGGCGCGAGGUGGUGUUAUCAGGAACCGUUUGGUCGACACGUUCAACGCUAGGUUCCUACAGUCUGAUAGUUUAGGCAUCUCUUCCCCGAUCCUGUUUGCAAGUAAUCGUCAUCAAUUCGACGCUGUCACGUGCAUGUUUGCACUGCACUACUUCUUCGGAACCGAGCAUUCUCUCAGGAAUCUUCUAACGACUGUCUCUGCGAACCUGAAGGUUGGAGGUUACUUCUUCGGAGUCUGUCCCGACGGAAGGAGAGUGAACGAUCUUCUCAAGAAGCAUAAUGGGACCUUCACAGGGCUCGUCUUUUCCUGCCACAUAAAGAACGAGGAUUUGCCAAGCUUGCAGUUCGUUUCCAUGGAGAAAGACUCUCGGUUUGGAAUGACGUACACAUUCGCGCUCAAGGACACGGCAAGCGACGUGACUGGUGAAGUUGAAGACAGUGACGGGAGCAUUGAGUUCAUGGUGUUUGAGGAUCUUCUGAUAGAGAUGGCGGCUGAAGUAGAUCUCGUUCCUGUGCUAGAAUACGACAGGUUGGCUUUCGGCAAGCUUCUCUCACUUGAAGCAACCAAGUAUGGGCUCUUCAAACAUUUCAUCCCCGUUUACGACAACGUCGAAGAACUUGAAACGGUCAGCAAACUCAACUGCGCGUUCACGUUCGUCAAGGUUGAUCCCAACAAUCAGAGCGACAGGCACACCAUGGGGAAAAGGCAGCUCGGAUAUGAGGAGCACGAGUUUCGCGGUGAAGUGAACGACACUGCAUGA
Messenger RNA from Guillardia theta CCMP2712, 1074 nucleotides. RefSeq lists its product as hypothetical. Gene Ontology annotation, cellular component: nucleus. Lineage: Eukaryota; Cryptophyceae; Pyrenomonadales; Geminigeraceae. Gene Ontology annotation, molecular function: mRNA 5'-cap (guanine-N7-)-methyltransferase activity. The record is from RefSeq and is a predicted model, not a curated record. Gene Ontology annotation, biological process: 7-methylguanosine mRNA capping. The transcript is spliced from 16 exons. The coding region runs from base 1 to 1074 and encodes 357 amino acids.